This is a messenger RNA of Cotesia congregata, 1275 nucleotides long. Lineage: Eukaryota; Metazoa; Arthropoda; Insecta; Hymenoptera; Braconidae. The record is from the annotation of a GenBank genome assembly.
AUGGCGGAAACAAAACAGUUUUUUUCUACUGCUACGCAACGAUUAUUUAGUAAUUGGACAGCAUUGCGGAUGGCUGUUGAACAUGGACAUGGAUCUCAAGACAAUGCCAUUGAAUUAAUAACUUACAUCACCAAUUUCAUUUACGACAAUGAGGACCUAUCUACCGAUGAAGUGGCCGACGAACUAGCCGAUUACAUGUCUGAUGAAUUUAGCCUCUCACUGGAAGAUGAUAGUGAAAAACAAAUAGCCAGCAAGUUGUUGGAGCUUUAUCAAUGUUGCUGCCAAAAUAUUGAACUAGCCCAGUCAACUGUAAAUAAAUUGCCAGAUUUAAAGCCGUGGAUUUUGUCAAGAGAAGAAGUCCUGAUUCAAAGAAACCAAUCGCACAACAGUAGCACAGUUGAACAAAAAAUGGAAACCGAUGAAGCUAGUGUUGCUGCAGGCAGUGACAAUGAGUGGACUACAGUUUCGAGGCGGAAAAAGUCUCAUAACGAAGGGUCCGAUAAAUUUUUCAAAUAUUAUUUUCUGCAAAUUCUUCUGGCUGCAUUCAUUGGGCUUCCAAUCGGUUUUAGAUUGACAGAAACAUCCGUCUCUGGUCAUAGCUAAACGUCUUUCAUCCAACACAAGGCAACUGACAAAAAACAUUAUCUCAAAUAUAAAAAGGAAUAAAAUUCCCAUUGUGGCAAACAUACAAAAUGAUGAUAAAAACGGCAUAACUGUGGUCAUUCCAAUGGCAAAUGCUAUUAUAUUUGUCAAUGACGUUGUGGUUAUCGACAUACCGGAUUGCUGGAGUGCUCGAGCAAUACGUUCGGGUAUUGUUAAAUUUUUUUCGCUCUCAGUUAAGCUGUCGAGACUUUGAAUAAUGACAAACAUGUCAUCGACACCUAUACCCAGCAACACAAAUGGCAGAACUGAGUGUAUUGGUCCGUACAUAUAUCCUAAGUAAAAACAAACACCGAAACCCGAUAAAAUGGCUUGACCCACUACCGAUACUCCCAGCAAUGACAGAUAAAUUCGCUGCUCUACGGGAUUACAUUUUCCUAUCAUUAUUACAACGUACCCAACAAUAAUAAACAAACCGCAGCACAGUAUACUUAUGUUAUUUCUCAUAACAUCGUUUAAACAAUCGAUAAAACUUCUUUUUGCAACAGCAUAAAUUUUCAUGCCUGCCGGCAACGUGCGAUUUGAAUAUAAAGUUCUUGAAAUGAACUCCAGCUCCCAUUCUGGAGAAUCAGUCACAUCUUCAAGAAUUUUAUCUUUUGUCAACUGACCCAAGAC